Molecule: messenger RNA, 4922 nt
Organism: Chara braunii
Lineage: Eukaryota; Viridiplantae; Streptophyta; Charophyceae; Charales; Characeae
Source: the annotation of a GenBank genome assembly
GCGAAUGUCAUGACGCAACUGGGCACUUUGGCUACAAGAAAACGAGUGCUAACUUAGUACAGCGAUUUUGGUGGCCCAGAAUGUUAGAUGACACAAAGAAGUAUGUUGAGACCUGUCAGGUCUGUCAGCGGGACAAGCCGCGAACUCAAGCACUGCUUGGGUUAUUGAAGCCUUUACCUAUUCCUGAUGGUCCAGGAUUGAGUGUUUCCAUGGAUUUCAUGGACACCCUUGUGACCAGCAAGAGUGGUAAGAGGCACAUUUUCGUCAUCAUUGACCGAUUCACCAAGUACGCUAGACUAAUUCCAAUGCCAGAGAUAGCCAGGACGGGAUACGUCAUCAAGUUGUUCAAGGACAACUGGGUAAGGGACUUUGGUUUACCAAAGACCAUCAUUAGUGACGGAGACGUCCGAUUCACAAGUGAGCUGUGGAAGAAGACUGCAAAACAGAUGGGCAGUCAACUUCAGAUGACUUCAGGGAAUCAUCCCGAAGCCAACGGACAGGCCGAACAAAUGAAUAGAGUUGUACAGCACUUGCUGAGGCACUACAUCAAGCCCAGCCAGGAUGACUGGGAUGAGCAGUUACCUCUCAUCACCAGCCUGUACAACAAUGCUAUACAUAGUAGUACCGGCGUCAGUCCUAACCAGCUGCACUUAGGAUGGAAGCCUAGAUCAGCAUUAGACUUCCUCCUACCUGAAAACCGACCUGCUGCAACUCCAGGCACACUUGAAUACGGUGUGCAGUAUGAGAAGUUGCUGCAAGAGGUUGUUGAACACAUGAAGAAGGCUCAGCAAGCCAUGAUUGCUUCUGAGAAUCAACAUCGUACACAAUCCACAUUUCAGGUAGGGGAACGUGUCUGGGUCAAGGCUAAUCCGACACCGGCGGAGGCAGAGAGGACUCACCUGGCUAACUUGAUGCUGGGCAUGAUGAGAGGAAUCAUGUGGAAUAACACAAUGCUGCAGGCACAUCUGCGCACGGAACGACAACAAAGACAAAAGUACCAACAAGACAUUGCCGUUUUAACAGUUGCCAUCCGCGUCGAAGCAACACAGCAGCAGCAACAGCAUCAGCUGUUGAACUCCGCUCUCGCACACAUCAACAGCAUUGAGGCUAAUGCCUCAGCAGCGCCCGGCUGCACGACAGACGCGACGAAGCAGCUCAAUGAGCGCAUCGAUCCCGUCGUCACCAUCAUUGGCGAACUAGGUGAUUUCACUAGUCCGGCCACGAUCAGCAGCACGGUGGCCACCAUCAAGGCGGAAAUCACCAAGCUGCAGACAAGACCGGACACCGCCACAAGAAACUACAAGAUGCCGCACUUCACCAUCAGCAAGUUCGAUGACUACAACAAGACGGACGCCUUGACAUGGUGGCAAAGUUUCCUCACGGAAGCAUCAUGCCGCACUGCAUGGAUGAACCAUCUGGCGGCUACCAAGAAAUGCACCAUCGCCGAACUCCACACGCACAUCACGUGGAAAGAGUUCGAGCAGCUAUGGUUCACCCGGUUCAUGGUCCGCAACGUCGUGAAGGCGGCCAUGAACGAGGUGUACACCUGCUCACAAGGGAAUAUGCCAACUCGAGACUGGACAACCAAGUGGCAGAAGAUAGUGACCACGCGAGGCUUCGAUUUGAGUUUUACCAACCAACGAUCCGAGUUCUUCUCGCGAUCGUGCGCAGGACUGCGAACCGCACUCGGCAACGAGUACGAUUACUCCUCAUUCCAGGCCAUCCUGGAUCGUGCGAACUUGGUCUUCCAAACGGAUGACAAGGCCGCAAACAAACGACAGUCCCAGCUGCAUUAUGUGGCUAAGCAGGGCUAUCAACGACCGGCACAUAACAAUGUCGUGAUUUCGGAAGAAACAGUCGAUCUCCACGCUGCAGCAGCAUCCUCGAGUGAUGGAGGAAUUGUAGCAGCGCUCCCGCCGAAGCGUCCCAAGAGAGUUCGGAAGAACAAGGCGACACAAGAGACGGCAUCGACGGGAACUGGGCAGCAGCCAUGGACGACAUACAAGAUAACCAAGGAAAUCUAUGACCUUCGUCAAAACAAACUCGGGAAACUGAGUUACGCAAGGGGAGGGGCGACGUCUCUCCUCACUCCGCCGGACUCGGUUGCCUUGCUAGCAAACGAUGUCACUACCGGGGAGCAUGCGUUAGUCACUGAUUCUCGUGCUACGUACGAGGAUUAUGCCGCCCAGCUGGUACCACCACUAGACCAGCCGAGCCACGUGCACUUAGAUUGCGUAUGCGCAGCCUGUACACCGUCGGCAAGUGAUCCGGUCAGUUCGCCACUAAUUUCCGAGGACUCGACGGCGUGGUCAAGACUUGAGGAGCUUGACCCGCUCACGAGAGAGGACUUCGCUUGGAUGCCUCUACCCUCGACCGGAACCUUGCCAAGGUCGUAUUGCAACGCCUUGAUGGCAAAUCUACGCUCCUAUUUGCACACUACAGUACCAGCUCCGUUGACGGACGACGGGGUAGCGGUUGUCGAUCUCCGCUCCUAUCUUGCGAAGUUUGACCGCGAGUACGCCACCAAAAGGUACGCCGAAACCGACGCGCCUUUGCUCUAUAUCCACAUUCAAAUCGGAAAGGCAACCUGUAGUGCCUUGAUUGAUUGCGGAGCGUCUCGCAAUUUUAAGAGCCAAGCCUUUAUGGCCCGCGCAGGCCUUGGCCCGCGCGUUCGAAGGAAGACGCAACGCACGCAAGUUACACUCGCGGACGGCCGCACGCAAAAGUCGAUUGACCGAUGCUUCGACGACGUUCCGGUAUACUUUGCGCUACUUGCGUGCGAGCCGGUGUCUUUUGACAUCCUCAACACCAAGUUCGACAUGAUUCUAGGCAUGUCUUGGUUGCGUAGCGCCGAUCAUCCGGUGAACUUCCACGACCGGACCGUUCACAUCCGUGAUCAGAACGGAGUGUUAGUCCCAUGUACGGUCGCGACCCCUCACACUUCGAUUGCUUGUCACGUGGUUUCCGUUGCGAGAAUUCGCGACGCCAUUGCUCGGAAUGACGUCGAGGAGAUGGGCCUUGUAUUCUUGCAUGCUCUCCCCUCGCCGGACGGACCAGCCGCGUCCCCGCCGGACCCACACAUUUCCCACCUCUUGGACAAGUAUAGAGACGUCUUCGAGGCUCCCACCGGAACGGUUCCGGAUCGGCCCAUACGUCACGGGAUCACUCUCGAGGCUGGUGCCAUCCCUCCGCGUGGAUGUAUCUACCGCAUGAGCGAAGAGGAACUCGAGGUGCUUCGCGCACGACUCGAUGACCUUCUCGACAAGGGCUGGAUUUGGCCUAGUUGCUCGCCUUACGGUGCCCCUGUGCUCUUCGUCCGGAAGAAGAACAAAGAUCUACGGUUAUGCAUCGACUCUCGCAAACUUAACGCACAAACCGUAAAGAACGCCGGCCUUCUCCCUCGAAUUGAUGAUCUCCUUGAGCGGUUAGGCGGCGCGACCUACUUCUCGAAGUUGGACUUGAAGUCGGGUUACCACCAGAUUGAAAUCCAGCCUCAAGAUCGGUACAAGACCGCGUUCAAGACGUGGUACGGGCAUUUCGAGUGGGUUGUCAUGCCAUUUGGCCUCACCAAUGCCCCCGCAACGUUCCAAGCAGCUAUGACGACUGAGUUUCGCGACUUGCUCGAUCGCAGCGUCCUCAUCUACCUGGAUGACAUCUUGGUUUAUACCAAGUACAAAGCGAACCUCGACAAGUGCGAGUUCGCCAAGCAGGAGCUUGAGUACUUGGGUCAUUUUGUCACGCCGAAAGGCAUUCGUCCCUUAGCGGACAAGAUCCAAGCCAUCGUGGAUUGGCCGGAACCCUGUUGUACGACGGACGUACGCUCAUUCAUGGGUUUGGCUGGAUAUUAUCAGCGAUUCGUCGAGUCAUACUCGAAGGUGGCCGCCCCUUUGUCGAGACUUCAGUCCCCGAAGGUACCCUUCGAGUUCGACGACGCAGCCCGUGGCGCGUUCACUACGUUGAAGGCAGUGAUGCAAGCCGCACCUGCCCUCCGUAUAUAYGACCCCACCCUWCCCACCCAAGUGACUACGGACGCUUCGGGAUACGRUAUUGGUGCGGUGUUGGAACAGUGUCACGAGGACGGUUGGCAUCCGGUYGAGUAUUUCUCCCAAAAGGUGCCUCUCGUAAACACUCUCGACGACGCUAGGAAGAAAGAGCUACUCGCGUUCGUCACCGUUCUCAAACGGUGGUGCCACUUUCUUCUCGGCCGUCGGCGUUUUCAAUGGAAUACGGACAACAAUCCGUUGACCUUUUACAAAACGCAGGAUACGAUAACUAGCACGAUCGGUCGAUGGAUGUAUUACAUCGACCAACUCGACUUUGACCCGUGCCACAUUCCCGGUCCCGCCAAUCGAGCUGCGGACGCCCUCUCACGACGGCCCGAUUUUUGUGCCAUUGUGACCACGGCAUUCGACCUCGAUGACGAUCUGCAGCCGCAUUUCGUCAAAGGCUACAAGUCCGAUCCGAAUUACUCUACGCUUUACGCGGAGCUUUCAUCGGAUCACCCGCCGGCUAGCCACUAUCGGAUUUUCGACGGGUUCCUUCUCCUUCACACGAGAGGAAAGGACUUGUUAGUUGUGCCCCAAGAUCGYAUCUUACGGACUCGUCUUCUCGGCGAAUUCCACGACGCACGACUUUCGACACACCUUGGCGUGAACCGCACAUUAGCACACCUCCGCCAGCGUUUUCACUGGCCCGACGUCCUUCAUGACGUCACGAGGUACAUUGAGUCAUGUGCAGUUUGCCACCGUAACAAGGGUCGAUUUCGAGUCCCCUUCGGCGAACUGAAACCGUUGUCGAUUCCUUGAGCACCGCGCCUCUCCAUUGCUAUGGACGUGACAGUCCCGUUUAAUACCUAUUUGCAUGUUAGUAGGUUGGUCUAGUAUUCAAAAUUACAAGAAAGAGUACAUGAUAGCUUUUUUAGU